Molecule: messenger RNA, 1863 nt
Organism: Contarinia nasturtii (swede midge)
Lineage: Eukaryota; Metazoa; Arthropoda; Insecta; Diptera; Cecidomyiidae
Exons: 2
Coding region: 63-1010 (315 amino acids)
Source: RefSeq, a predicted model, not a curated record
UUCGACCAGUUGAACAUAGAAUUAUGCAUAAAAGUGAACCAGUCCAACUGUGCAUUUAAACAAUGGAUGUAAUUACAUCAAUGAUUAAAAAAGCGCUUGAAAUUUGGUGCAGACUUGUUACUUUGAUUAUUAAUAUUUACAAAACAACGGAAAACUUUGAAAGUAUAAGGCCAAAGAAGAUAAAACAUGGGAGCUACAAGCGUAACCGAAGUAGGUCUCUGCAAGGGAUGCAUAAAAAUAAAAGCCGAAAUCAACUCGAAAAGUCAUCGAAACAAAUAACCGAUCUUAGUCAUGAUUGUUUAGCAAAAAUUUUCAACUAUUUAUCUCUCAAAGAAAUGUUGAACGUUGCGCAUUCAAAUAAAUACUUGAAAGUGGCCACCGAAAUAAGUUUUCGGAAUGUUUAUGGAAAUCAUUUAAUGACGCUUUUUGAUGAGGACAUAUGUUAUAUUGAGACACCUACUGAGUUACAGGAAAAAAUAAAAAAAAGUCUGCAGCUUCUGAGAUGCUUUGGUCACUUUAUUUCUGGAGUGAAGUUUGAAACAAACCGAAUUCUCAGUCGGAGUUUACGUAAACAUUUAAUAAGCUACCUUGCCAAAUAUUGCACUGAUUCCUUGGUGAAAAUUCAAUUCGAUUCAAUCACGUGUAAUUUGUUGAUUAAACAAUUUGAAUUCAAAAAUACAUUUCCAAAAGUGCAAUCAGUAUGGCUUGAUUUUUAUGAAACAAAUACCUUUAAUUUGAUAAGACCAUGUUUUUCUUUCGAUGUUAUCUUUCCAAAUAUGGAACAUUUGACGAUCAUUUGUAAUUAUAGUUUUUUAUUUGAAUACUUCCUUGACAUAAGUUUUUUACGUGCGAUUUUUACGAAUGUUGAAAUUCAAACCGUCGAAAGAGUUGAUCGCUCCGUAUAUGUUUACCGUGAAUGUUAUAUGGAUCAAAUAUUUCCCGAAUCUGGCAGUGGGCCAAUGCAUCGAAAAAUUUACUCGAAGAAACAAAUUCGUAGAAUGGAUUCUUAGAAACAGUAUUUCAUAUACAUUCAUUAUAAUAAUACAAUAAUAACUUUUACCAAACUAUUUCUAAGUCAUAAGUUUAAAAUAUUUAUAGUAAACAGAACACCAGCAGUUUUUUUAAAUCUAGACCGAUUCGCUAUUUUUUUAAAGAUAUAUAGCUAUUUUCAAAAAAAGAGUGUCAAAUCCAUACUCAACAGACUUUUUUUUUUGCAACGUGAUCAUUAAUUGGUACGGAGAUAUUAUUGAGAACUCGUUAGUGCGAGUCUUUCCAUCUGUGAGCAUGUGGACCACCUCCGAAAUGAAUAGCAAUCAGAAUGUAUUUAUGCAUAAUUUUAUACAGGUGAAUUCAAAGUUUAGUGAAUUAUAUGAUCUGGAAAAUAAAAACUCAACAUCGUCACCUAGUUGUAUACGCAAAAGAGGCGAACAAAUAAUUUUGAGUGUUUUUUUGUUAGUUCGAAAUCAAAUCGACAUGAGCAAUAGUAGUAAGUGUAUUCAUCAUUUGUGUAUUCAUCAUUUGUUUAUUAAAAAUUAGGAACUGCAAAAAAAAACGCACACAAUAUAACCAAUCGUUUCUGUUUUGUGUACGCCAUUGAUUACUGCUCGAAAUCAAAGAUUUCAAUCAGUCUUGUGAUGGCAUCAAUACAAAUAAAGUCUGGAAAAUCCACUGAAAGUAAAUAAAACACUACCCUGUUUUUUUGGCUGAAGCAAAUGGUUGCAUGUUCGAUACAAAUUUUAUUCAAUACUUGAAGCUGAAUUAAAAAAAUUAGAGUUAAAUAUUUUCGCCACGAUCUAAUUGAAAAUCUUCAAAAAUAUUUGAUUUAAAUUUUUGAUUUUUAAAUGCAAACAGAUUUUGAUUGAA